Messenger RNA from Symbiodinium sp. CCMP2592, 1902 nucleotides. The record is from the annotation of a GenBank genome assembly. NCBI's taxonomy places the organism in Eukaryota, Dinophyceae, Suessiales, Symbiodiniaceae.
AUGUCAAUGACUCCUCUGGGCCCCAAGCAGCUGGCCAAGGAGUUUGGGACACCUGGCGCCGCCAUGUCAGUGGAUCCUACCCCGGAGAGGGUGCAGGAUGAUUGGUGGUGCGAUGGGUCCUGGCAUCGGGGCUGGGAUCAUGGUUGGUAUGGCUACACCCCAGUGUCCUGGAACGGCUGGUGGGCUGGCCGGGGCUGGGAUGACGACGACUCUUGGAGUGCAACUUCGUGGCAAAGCUCCUCUACGGACACGUGCCGCUGGGAAAGGAAGGAUCCAACCAUCCAUCGGAUGACGAGCCACCUCCAGUCAGACAAGAGUCUGAGUCGAGAUUCCUUGGACGUUCUGCUCGAAAAGGCCUACGAGGGUUACUCGGAUGAGAGUGAUCCCGAUGCGGCCCCUCGGUCUGAGGGCAAGGAGUCGCGAGGCUCCUUGAAAAGCCUCGAUUCGGCAACCACCCUGGAAUUGGGAAGCAUGAGCAGGGAAAGCUUGGAGGAUGAGGUCCCGGACACCAUCGUGGACAAGGGGAUUGAGCUUGACGAUGGCUUGGCCGACAAGCUCCAGAAGAUCACAGUUCAGGAGGACGGCAGUGCUCUGCCGACCACGGUUCAGGAGGGUGAGAAGCAAGUCCCGCAGAACACGGUUCAGGAAGCCGAGAAGCAAGUCCCACAGAGCACGGUUCAGGAGAGUGAGAAGCAAGUCCCACAGAGCACGGUUCAGGAAGCGGAGAAGCAAGUCCCACAGAGCACGGUUCAGGAAGCCGAGAAGCAAGUCCCGCAGAGCACGGUUCAGGAAGCCGAGAAGCAAGUCCCGCAGAGCACGGUUCAGGAAGCCGAGAAGCAAGUCCCGCAGAGCACGGUUCAGGAAGCCGAGAAGCAAGUCCCGCAGAGCACGGUUCAGGAGCCUGAGAAGCAAGUCCCGCAGAGCACGGUUCAGGAGCCCCAAAAGCAAGUCCCGCAGAGCAAUCCGCCGGUUCAGGAAAGCCCACAGCAAGUCCAGAUGCAGAGCGGUGCAGACACGGCUGCUGGAGGUGGACAGAUGGUCAAGCAGGAGCCGGAGUGCGACGAUUGGCGAAGGGACAAGUACGGGAAGUUGCUAGGUCCAGCUGCUCUCUAUGCCCGAUUCUAUCGCACUGGGAGGAGCCUGUCCGAGAGAUCCAAGCGGUGCAAAGAGAUUUACAGCUGGCGGACUCUAAGGGCCCUCCGCUUGGAGUUAGGCGACGACCUCGCUAACGACCUCUACGCACGCCACAAAGAGCUGGACAGCAGGUUAACGGGAAAACUCCUUCGACCCCAUCCUAACUUUAGCAAAGACAUGACUUUGCUGAAGGUCUUUGACACGAUCAAGGAUAUCGCCGACAAGAAGUUCACGAACUCCGCCGACAUGCAGAUCGAAGCAAACGAUGUGGACGAGAACGAUGUGCACAAAGCGAUGGAUGCUUUGCUCGAUGAAGAGAUGCCGGAGUCGAGCCUGCAGCCUGGGAAGCCCGAGAACAGCGAUAACAAAAAGCCGAAGCCGAAGCCCAAGAAGGAAAAAACGUGGAGGGAGAAGGCCCAGGAAGCGGACAAGCGGGCCAACAAGGAGAUCAUCGACUAUGCUGGCUUCAAGCAGAUCCUGUCCUCGCCGGCUGCUGGUGUGGCGAGCAACAUGAAGGCCGCCAUUUUGGCGGAUGUGGAUCCCGCCAAGAUCCACCUGGAGCAGGUCAAGUAUAAGGUGGCAACCGCAAUCGGGCAGAAGGUUUCGGAAGUAAAGAUGGAGCCCCUUUUCCGUGAGCUGGAGGCCGCAUUGCAAAAGUUCAAGACGGUUUCCGAGCCAGUUCGUGCGGCUGAGAGGAAGGUAGCUGCAUCAGAAAAGCCUCCAAAGGCUACCGCAAAAGCCAAGGCGAAGGGUACGGCAGCAAAGUAG